Macrosteles quadrilineatus (aster leafhopper) is the source of this 617-nucleotide messenger RNA. Its product is annotated as bifunctional protein GlmU-like. Lineage: Eukaryota; Metazoa; Arthropoda; Insecta; Hemiptera; Cicadellidae. The record is from RefSeq and is a predicted model, not a curated record. Bases 104 to 526 code for a protein of 140 amino acids. The transcript has 2 exons.
CACCGCCUCUAACUGUCAAGCCAAGUCCGCGGUAUUAGCAUAGAUUAAACAGUAUAUUUUAGCCUUAUCAUUGUGCUAUCAUUCUCAGGCUGUGUUCUCGAAGAUGCACGUGAGUACUGAGCGGUUUCUGCCCGGUGAGGAGUUGAAGACUUCGCUACAACAAUACGUCGCCACCCAGGGUCUAGAAGCUGCCUUUAUCAUCACCUGUGUGGGAAGUGUGAGCAAAGCUACCCUGAGGUUCUCCACACAGCAGUCCGGACCAGGCAGUGAAAAGGAGGUGACGUACAGGAAGGAGUACUUUGACAUCCUAUCGCUGGUGGGUACAGUGUCACAGGGAGGUGCUCAUCUACAUGUGGUGCUAGGGAGAGCUGAUGGUACUGUGGUGGGUGGCCAUCUCGUAGGCAACGCCAAGAUCCACACCACAGCUGAAGUCGUCAUAGGGGAGAGCCUAGCCGAAGUCUACAUCCGCAAGAACGACCCCAACACUACUUUCAAUGAACUCGAAAUCAAACCACGGAGUCGUUGAUGGACUCUCCCAUUCAAUGUUUCAAAAUAAAAUUUCAAGCUGUUAGUCUAAAGCAUUUUUUAGUCUCCAAUAUAAAACUUUGUUGUAACUC